This is a messenger RNA of Aspergillus clavatus NRRL 1, 1443 nucleotides long. Its product is annotated as proline dehydrogenase family protein. The coding region runs from base 1 to 1443 and encodes 480 amino acids. Gene Ontology annotation, molecular function: proline dehydrogenase activity; FAD binding. The record is from RefSeq and is a predicted model, not a curated record. The transcript has 2 exons. NCBI's taxonomy places the organism in Eukaryota, Fungi, Ascomycota, Eurotiomycetes, Eurotiales, Aspergillaceae. Gene Ontology annotation, cellular component: mitochondrion.
AUGAUGGCGACCCGCCGCCCUUUGCGGGCCCUCUCUGGUAGCCCCAAGGCCUCCCCCAUCCGCCGAUAUGUCAGCGGGACCAGCAACGCCAAAUCAUCCAUCACAGCAACCUCGGCCAGCAGCCUGUUGCACCAGACAUCCCCGUCCCCCAAGAAGAAGGAUGCCGACUCCCCGCUCGCAAAGCUCCCUCUUUCCGCCGUUUUGCGGUCCUUGAUGAUUCUCUCGGUUUCCUCUUCUUCUCUUCUGCUGAAGCCAUGUAUCUACACCCUCUCGGUGCUCGCUCAUCCCAAGACCGUUCUGCUCGAUGUGGCCAAGAAUCCCUUACUGAAUGCUCUCGUGAAACAUACAAUCUAUAAGCAGUUCAACGCGGGUGAGAACAAGCUGGAGGUCCAACAGUCCAUUCGCGCAAUCAAGAGCCUGGGUUACAGAGGGGUGCUGCUGGGUUAUGCGAAGGAGGUCCUGGUUGGAGAGAGCAAUGUCGAUCCUCUCGAUGAGACCGCCGCUCGGGAAGAAGUCCAGAUGUGGUUGGAUGGUACCCUUCAGACCGUCGAUAUGGCCCAGGAAGGGGACUUUGUUGCCUUGAAAUUCACCGGUAUGGGUACCCAGGCACUCAGUAUUCUGCAGCAACAAGCCGCUCCCUCUCCCUUCAUGGACAGCGCCAUCCAGAAGGUUUGUGAUCUGGCUAUCUCUCGCAAUGUUCGUCUGCUGGUCGACGCCGAGGAGCAGGCCGUGCAGCCCGGCAUUGAGAACUGGACCAUGAAAUAUCAAAAAUACUGCAACUCCCAGACCCCCGGCCGCGCCAUCUUCUACAACACCUAUCAGGCCUACCUGCGUUCGACCCCGGCCACUCUCGCCAAGCACCUGGAGAUGUCGCGCCAGGAGGGCUACACCCUCGGCGUCAAGUUGGUCCGUGGGGCCUACCUGAAGACCGAGCCUCGUCACUUGAUCUGGGCCGAAAAGGAGGAGACCGAUGCAUGCUAUGACGGUGUGGUGGAAGCCCUACUGACCAGACGGUACAAUUCCAUGCUCAAGUCCGCAUCCGAGCAGCACAAGACGGAGCUCCCUCCCGUCAAUGUCAUCAUCGCCACGCACAACCGCGAAUCCGUCCAGAAGGCACAUGCUCUUCGUCUCCAGCAGGCGAGCCGUGCCGAGGACAAAGGCGUUGAUCUUUCCUACGCUCAGCUCCAGGGUAUGGCGGAUGAGGUCAGCUGUGAACUCCUGCAAGGUUUCCCGGCCCCCGAAUCAGGCGUCAAGAACUCGUUUGUCGAAUCCCCCAAUGUGUACAAGCUCCUCACCUGGGGCUCCGUCAAGGAGUGCAUGGGAUUCUUGUUGAGACGCGCCGUCGAAAACACCGAGGCGGUUGCACGCACGAAACAAUCCCAGGAAGCUAUGUUUGACGAGCUCAAGCGGAGGGCUCGCAAGGCUUUCCGCCUCAGCAACUAA